Glycine soja is the source of this 2163-nucleotide messenger RNA. RefSeq names its product indole-3-acetic acid-amido synthetase GH3.3-like. Gene Ontology annotation, cellular component: cytoplasm. The coding region runs from base 161 to 1942 and encodes 593 amino acids. The transcript is spliced from 3 exons. The record is from RefSeq and is a predicted model, not a curated record. NCBI's taxonomy places the organism in Eukaryota, Viridiplantae, Streptophyta, Magnoliopsida, Fabales, Fabaceae. Gene Ontology annotation, molecular function: acid-amino acid ligase activity.
ACUCAUCCACUUUCUUGCACUGUGCCUUAACUUCUCAGCUACAACUAGAGCUAGAAUUAGAGUCAGCUAAUUAACUAGCCUAAUUCACAAACACAUCCCUCUCUCUACCCAUAUUAGCUUUCUUUUUUGUGCUGUGUUGAGAUUUUUGUGAUAGCCCACCAUGGCAAUUGCUAAUUGUGAUGAUAAAAACGCAAAAACUUUGCAGUUCAUUGAAGAUAUGACACGAAACACUGAUAGUGUCCAAGAGAGGGUCCUUGCUGAGAUUCUGAGCCAAAACGCCCAAACCGAAUACCUGAAACGGUUUGAGCUGAAUGGAGCCACAGACCGUGACACUUUCAAGUCCAAGGUACCUGUCGUUUCAUACGAUGAUUUGAAGCAUGAUAUCCAACGCAUUGCUAACGGUGACCGCUCUCCUAUCCUAUGCGCUCACCCAAUCACCGAGUUUCUCACCAGUUCUGGAACAUCUGCUGGGGAGAGAAAAUUGAUGCCAACAAUUAGUCAAGAGACGGAACGCCGUCAAUUAAUUUUCAGCCUUCCCAUGCCAGUGAUGAAUCAAUACGUGGCUGAUUUGGACAAGGGUAAGGCUCUCCUCUUCCUGUUCACCAAAGCCGAGACGAAAACUCCAAGUGGCUUAGUGGCACGUCCAGUGUCUGCUAGCAUGUACAAGAGUGAACAGUUCAAAAACAGACCCUAUGAUCCAUACAACGUGUACACUAGCCCCAACGAAGCAAUCCUCUGUCUUGAUUCCUUCCAAAGCAUGUACACCCAAGUGCUAUGCGGCCUCAUCAUGCGCCAUCAAGUCCUCAGAAUCGGAGCCAAUUUCGCUUCGGGCCUUCUCCGAGCCAUUCGCUUCCUCCAGCUCAAUUGGGCUGAACUAGCCCACGACAUCUCCACCGGAACCCUAAACCCCAAAAUCUCCGACCUCCCCAUCAAACAACGCAUGACCCAAAUCCUCAAACCCGACCCGGAACUCGCUGAUUUCAUUGUGAAAGAAUGCUCGGGAGAAAACUGGGAAAGCAUAAUCCCCAGAAUCUGGCCAAACACCAAGUUCGUAGAGGUGAUUGUGACCGGUGCCAUGGCGCAGUAUAUUCCAACUCUUGAUUAUUACAGCGGAGGCCUACCUAUCGCUUCCAACAUAUACGGAUCCUCCGAGUGCUUCUUCGGGAUUAACCUAAACCCAUUUUGCAACCCCUCUGAUGUGUCCUACACCAUCAUGCCAAACAUGGGUUACUUCGAGUUCUUGCCCCAUGAUCACGAUGAUGACGACGGUGCUUUGUAUUCAGGUUCCGAUUCCAGUUCGCGAUUAACCGACCUGGCUGAUGUUGAACUCGGAAAAUCAUACGAAAUUGUUGUCACCACGUACUCCGGUAUAUGCCGUUACCGUGUGGGCGACAUUCUCCGAGUCACCGGGUUCCACAACUCCACCCCGCAGUUCAGCUUCGUGAGGAGAAAAAACGUAUUGUUGAGCAUCGACUCCGACAAAACGGACGAAGCGGAGUUACAAAACGCCGUCGAGAACGCCUCCGUGCUGUUGAAGGAGUUCAAGACGAGCGUGGUGGAGUACACGAGCUUUGCGGACACGAAGUCGAUCCCGGGGCACUACGUGAUUUACUGGGAACUCUUGAUGAAGGACUCGUCCAACGCUCCAACGAGUGAAGCGUUGGAGCAGUGUUGUUUGAGAAUGGAAGAGUCGCUGAAUGCGGUGUAUCGACAAUGCAGGGUCGCGGAGCAUUCAAUUGGGCCGUUGGAGAUUCGUGUGGUGAAGAACGGAACUUUUGAGGAGCUUAUGGACUACGCUAUCUCACGCGGCGCGUCGAUUAGCCAGUACAAGGUGCCGCGCUGCGUGAGCUUCACGCCCAUAACGGAGUUGCUUGACUCUAGGGUUGAGUCCGUUCAUUUUAGCCCCGCUGAACCGCACUGGACCCCGGAACGACGUCGUUGAAGGGUAACUACUACACGUGCGUACGUCAAGUCUGAAAGGAAUUGAUGUUAUGUGCCUUUUGCUUUAGAUUUGUGUCUGUGAAAAAUAUGUUCCAAAGGAAUUGUCCUAGACAUCUUUGUCUAUCCUAUGUAGGGAAACCAUCACGUGCACUUUUAAUUAGCCGAUCUAUAUAAAUAUACCUUCAAUAAUAUUAAUGUUAGUCAUACAUUUUAAUUUUAAUA